GUUGUAAGUUGUAAGUUGUAACCCAUAUAAAUCAUAAGGGAUAAAGUUUCGUAAUCCUAUUCUAUAAACACUCUUAUCUUCCCUCUUUUCUUAGUCUGCAAAUUGCUGCAUAUUUUGAACAGGAUUUCACGAAGAAUUGGGGCAAAACUACCAAGAAGUAGCUGCAGAUAACAUUCCAUUCGAUCUCAAUUUUCACUCCUCUAAUUACCUGCACCAUUGCAAACAGCUGACGGAAAUCAAAGAGAUUGAACAAGGGAAAAAAAUAACAAAGAGUACCAUCCCUCAAUCACAAUCAUCUAUAUCCAUGUAAGUUUGUUCUUUGUGUCAAUUGGUUUACAUGUUACGGAGAACACGAAUUUGUUUUGAUGAUAUAGGUGAUAACUGUGAUAAAUCUGCAAAUGAUGAAUAUGGUUAACUGUGUAAGUGCGUUUUACUUGUUUUUUUUUUUGUUCUUCAUUAAUGGCCACACACAUGUUUCCUUGAUUUUGGUAACUAACUUUUUCAUUGGUUUUAUUAUUCUAUUUUUGUGUAUAUAUGAUUGCAUCAAAUUUUAAUCUUUCUUUGAUAAUAUAAUUAUGUUAUAGACCACACAUGAUUUUAUUGUUUUGGGGUCGUUAAUGGAGUUCGGCCUUAUAAUUAAUGGAGUUUCAUUUUGUGCAUUGGCAAUAAUUUAUUUGGGUGCGCAAUAUUACCAUGCUAUAUAAUUACUUGUUUUGCAUUUAAUGGAGUUUAGCAAAAGUUUUGUGGAUUAAGAUCCCAUCAUGUUAAUGUUUAUUUUAUUUUACCCAAUUUAUUGUUGGUAAUAACUCCGAUAUGCCGAGGAAGAAGCCCUGGAUUGUUUCUGGAUUUUGUAACUGAUUUUGUUUUGGCAAUAUCAAGAAGGAUGUUCGUACUUUGUUUCAUAUGAUGCUCUAUAACGGUAAAUUGUCAGAACCUCUAAAUAAAUAGCGUAUAUGCUCAUUUUGAUACGGAUUUAUUCGUAUAUGACAUAAAUUUCAAGUGUUUAUGUUACAUGCGUAGAUAUAUUAGUUGUUGUUUUGUACAACUAUUUGAAUAUGGUUGAUUGCUUGAUCACCUUUUAUGGAAGAAAUAACUAGACAUUAUGUUAUAAAAGUCUAAGAAUGUCUCUCAUAUAUAAUGAUAAUAGAUUAUGAAGAGAUAUGUUUUGUGGGUAGGCAAAAUUGCUCCCACAAUAGUUAAGAAUGGAAUACAUGCAAAAAUCAGGGGAAGAUAGCUUUUAACUUUACAAAAUAGUUAUAUAAGAAUUAAAAUGAUGCAUGAUGGUAAAAGUGGUACACGUGUUGUUCAUAUUUCAUUAAUUCUUUUUAUGAAUACGAGUACAAGUUUAUGAUAUUAUUAUACCAUCCUGAAGAUGAAGAAUGAUGAAUAUGUGUCUUGAAAUUGAUAUGUACCACAAUUACAAUGAAUACUCCAGAAGAGUGUAAGCUAUCUUUCCAUAAGUUUUGUUAAAUUGUCUUGCCAUUACAAAUGAGACACCAGUUUGUGUCGUUAUAUCACAUCACAAUACGUUCAAAUUAUAGUAUUUUAUAGUUAAAGUGAUCACUUUGGGAAGAUAACCAGCAGUUAUCGAAUGAAAUAUUUUAUAUGAUAUUAUAUACGUACGAUGUGAUAAUUCAGGCCAUCCGGGUUUAAGAACACCCGUCGUGAGACAUUCCCUCAUAUGUUGUAUAUAUAUUCAAAGGCAAGACAUAAUGAUGAGGUUGAGGUGUACUUCAAUCAAAUAUUUAUAAUGAAGAUUGAGAAAAUAAAUACAAGAGAUAUUAAUUACUUUGAAAACUUGUAUAAUGAUAUGAUAGGUGACUUGAAGUUCACCAUGAUAGUAAGUGACCCGAAGUUCACCAUAAUGAUAGUAGGUGACUUGAAGAUCACCAAGAAGUUUACAAGUGUUUUGUAAUUGAUUUAAGUAUCAUAAAUCUCUUGAUUGGGGCAAUCAUGCGUCAGCACAAAAUGAGAAAAUAUGAAAAGAAUACAACUGCAUAUUGCAUCUACUCCCCAUAAUCAAUGUUAAUCUCCAGAAGAGAACGAAAGUAUGAAACAUUUAUUAAAAUACACGCUGAAAAGUGUAUUAUUAGUUGGUGAAAGAUCUUAUGCCCCAUAAUAUAUUGAAAAUAUUUUCCCAACUUAGGGAGAGACGAGCUAGAAUAAGUUGGUAAAAUUGAAAGAUAAUAUAUUGAUCCCCAUAUGAGUAAGUGUAAAUGCCAACUGUAUGUCCUCGAAGUAUGUUUGGACAUAAAUAUCUAUGACUUGAUUAUGUUAAAUUGUUACAUGUUCAGAUGCAUAAAUGUGUAUAAUGGUCAUAGUGCUCGAUGUUACUAUAAUGAUCUUGCCAAUAUUCAUUUAAAUCUCUGCACCUGAAGUGUAAAUUAUAUAUACGGUUCCAGAAUAGUGAUGAGAUACAGAAUUAUUUAUAUGAAAGGGCAAGACAAUGCAGUUGAUGAUAUUAUUGAAAAAGAAAAAAAACACUAAUAUAUAGUGUAUGAAAUACCCUUGAAGUGGUAGAUAUCUGAACUAUAAUAGAUGGCCCAUGAAAAAGAUGAAUGGUACCUAUUGAAUAAGUAUUCAGAUAUCAUUGAUGAAUAGAAUGCAAAGUAUAUGUUGAAGAAUUUUGAUAAUACCGGUAUAUAUAUGAUGGAACCAAAAUAUAAUGCAUAUGCAAGAAAUAAUGGAUUUUGAAUAGGGGAUUGUAAAUCUAUGUCUAUUUCGAUGUAGACAUCAUUAUGAUGAUCAAAUGAGCUCAUGGACCUGAAGUCCAACAAAUUAUGAAUUUAAAUAUCUACAAUGUACAGUGUUUUGCAUUUUGAGUCUUACAUUCAUUACUUGUGUAGUUAAUAUGUAAAUGCAUCAUUCAUCAUACAUUUAGUUUGUUUUGUGUUUUAUCAAAAUUGAUUUUCAUCUAUCCAGUUAUAUAUGUUUCAAAACUAUUAUGAUGUCAUAUAUGAAUAUGCAUCCAAAUAAUGGUAAGACGGAUUUGCAACUUUAUGAAUAUUAUAAGAGGAGUUUCUUGCUCCAAUGGGCGAAUAGUUGCGAAAGAAGUAUAUAUAUAAUGUUGAUUUAAUAACAUGUUAUGAAUCAUUCAAAUAAGAAAAGUUCCUGAAGAACUUAUACAUGAUGUUCUUAAACGCCCUUUAAGUUUUACAUAUGAAUGUCAUAACAUUGAUAAAAUAUUAUCUAAACUCUUGAAGAGUGGUUUUGAAAUGUCGUCUCAACCAGUAGUUUGAGUACUUGAGAAUUAUGAAAUAUACAUAUUAGUUUAUUCACGGAAGAAUUCUUGUACAAAUAUGAGUUGAUUCAAAAUUUUAAGAUAAGAGCUUACAUUGAGUUUUAUUUUAUGGUCCAGACGAAUCAUAAAUUAUAUUAUACCCUAAGUUGGACAGUGAUAUUAUAAUUUAUCAUAUAUUGUCAUGAAAGUAUGACUAGAGAAAUUUUGAUCAACAUUGAUGAUUACUACUACUUAUGACCUCCAGAAGAAGGUUUAUAUAUGUCCAAUAUUUAAGGAUACAUUUUGUAAUAUUAUAUACAAGAAAAUAUAUUUAUUUCAGGUAUUAUUUUCAAAAGUUUGGUGAUAUAAAUACUCACCUAGUGCAUACAAGUGAAGAUUUGAAAAUUCAAGUCAAAUGGUGGAGAAUCAAAUUUCAAGGAGCUACAUGUUGAUCCAUUUGAAAAGUUAUCAACAAUAUUAUAUUCAUUGAACUUGGAGAUCUCAAGUGAUGUAUUAAUCAGGGGGAGAAAAUACGCGUUGCACUUUUUUUCCCUUAAUUAUGGUUUUGUCCCAUUGGGUUUUUCCUGGUAAGGUUUUUAAUGAGGCAACAUUCCAAGCGUAUUAUGAUGAGUGUUGUACUCUUUUUUCCUUCACUAAGAUUUUAUCCCACAGGGUUUUCUUAGAAAGGUUUUUAAUGAGGCAUCAUCUCAUGUACAUUAUAGUUCCAUUGUAUUGUUUUAGAUAAUGGACAUCCAAGGGGGAGUGUUAUAAAUAUAAUGUAUUGUGGAUGCCCAUUAUACCCUCGGCAUCCUUAUCCUAUAUAAUGUACGUAUGUGUACAUAUGAUGUGAAUGUGAAAUAAGAUGAUAACCGCCUAUUUCUCUCUUCCCUUCUCUCCCUUUCUAUCUACUUUUAUAACACUCUUUUGAUUAAUGUGAUUUUAACCUGUGGUUAGAAAGAAAGAUCAAUGAAUUAAAUAUAUUUGUAUUUAUGAUUUAAUGGUUAGAGAAAGAUCAAUGAAUUAAACAUAUUUGUUUUCAUGAUUUAAAAUAGAUUGACAAUAUUUAGUUGCUCAUUAAUAAUUCCAAAAUUUGAAUUUUUUCAUUGUAAUUAUCGGCUUAUUGAGUGUUUGAUAUCUUUCUUAAUUUUAUUAUCUAAUCAAUUUUUAAAAUUUUCAUUGUAAGACUUCGUGUGAAGUAAGAUGACAGAAGUUGCUUACCUAGUCCACUCUCAUGUGAGUUCUAACUUGUCAUGCUCAAACAAACAACAAUGCUCACUUCUUAAAAAGUUAAACUACACGAGAAUUGCAAAUAUACGGGAAAUAUAUAACUUUCGAAGGGGACUAGGUAAGAAACUUUCUCAAAUUCCGUGGAAUAAAAAGAAAUUGGUUGGAAAUUUCAAUUCCUAUGCUCAUGUCAACCAACCAAUCUCUUUUACCUUUUAACUUCCUAGGAAAUUGACUGGCUACGGGUUCACGAUUCGCUACCUAAUUUGUUAAAUUAGACCAAAAAUAGACAAUGUUUAUGUUAUAAUUCGUUUUUUUUGGUUUGCGGUUCGUGGGAUGAUUGAAGAAUUAAGCGACACUGGUUCUAGGUCUAACAUUUUUUUGUGAUUGCAAUUGUGAUUGAAGAAUUAGGUGACACUGGUUCAAGGUCUUAACAUUUUAUUGUGAUUGCAAUUGUGAUUGAAGUGCAGGAUACAUGGGUGAUUGUGAUUGGUCUCCGCUACCUGUUGAUAUCCUUGGAGAAAUAUUGUUGAAGCUAGAGUCUCCUCAAGACAUUAUCUAUUUUUCUAUGGUAUGUAGUUCAUGGCAUUACGCGUAUUCUUACUAUAAAAAGAAGUGGAACAAGAGUAUGCCAUGGUUAAUGUUGCCAGAGAACACGAAAGAUAACCCUAACUUCCUUAGGAAAAUAUUUUGUGCAAAUAACCAAAGAUGUUACCAAUUAAAACCCCCUCAAACUUUUGGGGCUAGAUGUUGGGGUUCCUAUUGUGGUUGGAUUGUGACUCUUGAUUUUAACCAAGACUUGCAUAUGUUUAACCCACUAACCACAACUCGUAUUCCCCUACCUCACCUAUCAACCAUGCCCGGUUAUGAUGAAUUUUUUUGGGAUGAAGAUUUUUUUGAGAUAAACGAUACGAAAUUUGAUGUGUUAAGAGGUAUUUUCUUGCAAAAGGUGCUUGUUAUUCAAGCUAAUGAUAAAGGAGGAGGAGGAGGAGGAGGAGAUGAUUAUAUUCUUAUAACAAUUCCUGGCCAACCUAAUGGAAUCAUAAGUUAUGCAAAGUCUGGUGAUCUAGAAUGGACUUCGGUUAUAACUAAGGGGAUAAAUAAAGGAGCAUGUGUUCUUGAUGUUGUGCGUUGGGGUUCACAAAUGAUAUUUUUGUAUUGGGACGGAGGAACUGGAUAUUGCGACAUCAAUAAACUUGAUCAUUCAAAUUUAGAGCCAGCGACAUUAAUGGAAUAUCUACCUCCACCCACAAAUUCUCUUAAAAAUAGAGCACUAGAAAAAGUUUACUUGUUGGUGUCAUUUGGUGAUCUUCUAAUAGUCCGCCGACUCAAACAGAUGAUUAAUUAUGAUGAUGAUGAAAUUGGGGAUCCCGAUUAUUUUUCUUAUCAAACAAUGGACUUUGAGGUAUACAAACUCAAGUUAGGCACCAAAAAUUGGAAGCGUGUUAAUGAGUCAGAUGAUGUUGCAUUAUUUGUUGGGGACAAUACUUGUAUGUCUGUUCGUGCAUCAAACUUUAGUAAUUGCAAGAACAAUUGUAUUUACUUCACCGAUGAUGAGUGGCAAUUUUGGAAUUCGUCGGACGUUAAGAGAGGGCAUGAUAUGGGACUUUUCAACAUAACAAACAAGAAGAUCGAAACCAUUAAUGAAGGUGAUGACAUACGUUCUAUUUUUUGCACUGAUUUAUGGUUUAUACCUAUGUUUUAGUGGGUUUUUAUUUUCAUUUUUUUUAUUAAGUAUUGUAUCAUCAAAACUUUUUAGUUUUUAUGCAACUUUGAUAAAUGCCAUAAUAUAAAACGGUAUUUUGUUGCAUGGAGUCUUGAAAUUAGACAUCUUUCGUACUCGU
Spinacia oleracea (spinach) is the source of this 6288-nucleotide messenger RNA. Its product is annotated as F-box protein At2g26160-like. The record is from RefSeq and is a predicted model, not a curated record. Bases 4920 to 6149 code for a protein of 409 amino acids. The transcript is spliced from 2 exons. Gene Ontology annotation, molecular function: protein binding. Lineage: Eukaryota; Viridiplantae; Streptophyta; Magnoliopsida; Caryophyllales; Amaranthaceae.